AUGUUAAAUGAGCAGAACUGUGAAAAUAAAAUAUUCUAUGAAUAUGUAGGUGUCUUGGAUUGUUUAAUAGAAGAGUAUACUAGUAGAUUUUCUGAUUUUGACGAGCACACUCCUGCUAUGAAACUGGCAUUUGAACCACAUUUAAUAGAUAUAUCCGAGGCUCCUGCAGAACUACAAAUGGAGUUAAUCGAUUUAGGGGAAGAUAGUAUCAUCAAAUCCAUUUUUAACGCUAAAAAGGAUCCCAUAGAAAUCUGGAGGAAAAAUGCUGUUGAAAAUCCAUGCCUUCGAGAACAUGCUCGCCGCUUACUUUCGUGCUUCGGAAGUACCUACUGUUGCGAGACAACAUUUUUCUAUAUAAUGCAAUAA
Messenger RNA from Diorhabda carinulata, 366 nucleotides. Its product is annotated as general transcription factor II-I repeat domain-containing protein 2B-like. The coding region runs from base 1 to 366 and encodes 121 amino acids. NCBI's taxonomy places the organism in Eukaryota, Metazoa, Arthropoda, Insecta, Coleoptera, Chrysomelidae. The transcript has a single exon. The record is from RefSeq and is a predicted model, not a curated record.